AUGACAUCUGAGCCUGCGCGGAGCUUCGAAGAAGCAAUUUCUGUUGAGCCAUUAUCGUCGCACAGUUAUGCUCUUAACUUGCGUACGGAAUGGUGCAUUGGAACUGUCCCUCAUGGCGGCUAUAUAACAUCUGCCUUCUUCAACGUGGCGCGCGUUCCUAUGCGAAAUACACACCCUACUAUGCACAAUGGCUCCGCUGACCCGAUCACCAUGCACCUCACGUUCAUCCGGCGCACCGAAGUUGGACCAGCUACGUUCGACGUACAAGAUACCAAGCUUGGCGCGCGCACGUCGACACUACACAUCACACUCUCACAAAAGGACUCGAAUGGCAAAGUGCGCCACGAGGUUGCGGCGUACGUCACGCUCUCAAAUUUCGAGACCGAGGACGGCCCCACGAUGACCACGGGCUUCGAGAUCGUGCCCGCACCGGAGCCGGGGAGCGCGGGCCCAAAGGUGGAUUUGGGGAAGCUGGCGCGGGAUAGGAAAGAUGGCGCAUGGUCCCAGUUCGAGGUGGCCUUUACAUCGAUGCGGAAAGCGUCGAGACACAUUGAGAUAUAUACACCCACGGCGCCGCGCCGAGUCAAGCGUGGGUUUGUGGAGCAGUGGGUGCGGUUCAAGCCGUACGAUCAGGUAUCGCCGUGGACGGAUGAAACGCUGGGGUUCUUAGUGGAUAUGUUUCCGAUGAUGCUGGAGACGUUUGAUACGAAGCCGUGGACUGGCGCACAGAAGCCGGAGGCGAAGAAGCAAGCGAGCGAGUCGCGCAAGUAUUGGUAUCCCACGGUGUUAUUGAAUAUCGAAUUCAAAAAGAAGCUGCCUGCGCAAGGCGUGGAGUGGCUGUAUUCGCGAGUGCAAACGAAGGUGCUGACGAAUGGGAGGAUGGAUUUGGACAUUGUCGUGCUGGAUGAGGCUGGGGAUGUGGUUGCGUUGAGUAACCAUGUCGCAUUGGUUGUUGGUGCGGAGAGGAAUACCAGUGCGCGAGGAAGCAAUGGGAACGGGAAUGGGACGCCUAAUAAGUUAUGA
Molecule: messenger RNA, 1023 nt
Organism: Ophidiomyces ophidiicola
Lineage: Eukaryota; Fungi; Ascomycota; Eurotiomycetes; Onygenales; Onygenaceae
Exons: 2
Coding region: 1-1023 (340 amino acids)
Source: RefSeq, a predicted model, not a curated record